AUGUCAACCAUCGCCCUCGAGACGCCGCUGGCGGAAGCGCUGAGCGGUGCUGUGCACUCCAAGAUUGUGGAAGAAGGCUGGACACAAGAUGAUGACACCUCAUUAGCGGAAUACAUCGUCCUCAUGCUUGCCAAUGGAAAGACUCAGAAUCAGAUCGCAUCAGAGCUUGCUGGCGAGUUGCUGCAGGAUGCGAAAGGAACAACCGAGUUCGCGCAGUGGUUGUUCGAUCAGGUCAAUCUUUUGUCUGGCGGCGCUGCCGCUUCCGAUCCUGCAGUAAUAUCACAAUCCUCAGAACAAGCUGAACAGGUCGCUGCGCCUACUUCACUGCCUUCAGGCUCUACUGAGAACGGAAGCUCUUCAAUACCUGCAGCGUAUGACAUGGACAUGGUUGAUAAUGCACCAGAAAAUGCGUAUGUUGUGUCCCACUCGAGGCAAUUUCUGAAAAUCUCUUCUGACAUACUUCACAGACCUCGAGGCCCUAAAGGUUUACACGGUGGCCGACCUGCAGGCAGAGGGGGACGAGGCAGCGCAAUAAACAAAACCGGCGAUUUAGCUUUACACCGCGUCCGCGGCAACGACAGGAUAAACACUCACGCCAACAUGCGCGGCGCGCCGAAAGGCCCCCGCAAUAUCCAGAAUCGAGAAGUGCGCCCUGGUAUGCAGAAAGCGCUGAAUAUGGGCAUGACGGGUUCCGCUCCAGGCAUGCAGAAUCCGAUGAUGAUGAAUGGCGGACAACAAGGUCAAGGGAUGAUGCAGAUGACUCCUCAGCAACAGAUGGAAUUUAUGGCUAUGAUGGAACAACAGACUCGCAUGCUGGCACAAUUUACUGGAAUGAUGCCAGGAGCAACGAACCCCGCGUUCUCACAAGGUGGCAACCUGCCUAGCAAUCAAGGUCGAUCAUUGUUCGAUAGAGUCGAGCCCGGGCGUGGCCGCGGAGGUGGUCGAGGCCGGGGCCGAGGGGGUAGCAGUCAGAACGGCCACAUCAAGUCUCCUGCGAGAGCAAGCGAUCAAGACACAGCUAUGGAAGGUGAUGGUCAGACGCCAGGACCCGAACCAUCUACCACGGAUGCCCAGCCAACCACCGAGGGCGAACGAAAGCCACAAGAUCCGUCCAAUACGAUGUGUCACUUCAACCUUCGCUGUACCAACAAAGACUGUCCUUAUGUCCACCAAUCGCCCGCUGCUCCCGAGGGAACAGUUGUUGAUAUGUCCGACACUUGUCAAUUUGGUCCUGCCUGCAAGAAUUCGAAGUGCGUCGGGAAACAUCCUUCCCCAGCACAAGUCAGGGCGUUCCAGGCACAAGAGCUGUGCAAGUUUUUUCCCAACUGCACCAAGCCCAACUGUCCAUUCAAGCACCCAACAAUGCCCUUGUGCAAGUUUGGUGCCAACUGCAAGACUCCGAAUUGCCCGUUCACACACUUGCAGGUUCCCUGCCGUUUCAACCCGUGUACAAACUUGAGAUGUCCAUACAAACACGAACCGGGACAGCAGAAGACGACCAAUUUUGCCGAUUACACUUGGACACCGGAUAAGCAGACCGAACAAGAUGCCGCGAAGCAACAUGUUAGCGACAGGAAAUUUGUGGAUGAUCAGGCGGGCGAGGAGGAACUGAUCAAGCCAGAGACGGGUACAGAGACGCAGAUACGCGAGGAGGUGAUUACUUAA
Molecule: messenger RNA, 1665 nt
Organism: Cladophialophora psammophila CBS 110553
Lineage: Eukaryota; Fungi; Ascomycota; Eurotiomycetes; Chaetothyriales; Herpotrichiellaceae
Exons: 1
Coding region: 1-1665 (554 amino acids)
Biological process (GO): regulation of mRNA stability
Cellular component (GO): cytoplasm; nucleus
Molecular function (GO): metal ion binding; poly(A) binding
Source: RefSeq, a predicted model, not a curated record